Messenger RNA from Aspergillus nidulans FGSC A4, 450 nucleotides. RefSeq lists its product as uncharacterized. The coding region runs from base 1 to 450 and encodes 149 amino acids. The record is from RefSeq and is a predicted model, not a curated record. NCBI's taxonomy places the organism in Eukaryota, Fungi, Ascomycota, Eurotiomycetes, Eurotiales, Aspergillaceae. The transcript is spliced from 2 exons.
AUGUCGUUGCGAGAACCUGAUCUUGUUUCACCAGCCUGUCGAUCGUUCGUCUGUUUCGACUCUUUGAGAUGCCUAGAGAUGGGCUUCGCCGAAAUCUUAGGACUCAACCUUGUACAUCUCCAGCCAUCAGAGUGGUCUCCCGCAUUCCUGGGCGGCUCCCGAUCGAGCGUCUUGUCGCCUUCGCCCGGCGACCGUAUGAAAGCUCUGCUGGGUCGUGGACAAACAAGGGGCUGUGCUCGGAUUGGAAGUGCCUCCGUUCUCAUCGCCAACCAAGCCUCUGAAGUCGGCUGGCAGCUCCAGCUUGGGCUUGGGCCAGGCUUGGCAAACACGCCGGGAAGGGAAUCUGGGAACGAUUUCCAUCCUUUGCGUCCAUCGCUUGGUUGCAGGUCACUGGAAAAAGAGGCUAGCGCGGCGCGAGAACCGGAGAUUAUAGUGGAGUGGGACCGAUAA